GCCUUCCCUCUCCGAAUCUCCAAUCCGAUAAGCCAAGCCAAAGCCCCAUCAUGGCGUGCCCGCCGGCCGUGUCCGCCCCCUCCGCGCUCGCGCCGGCUCCGACCGGCACCCGUCUCGGCUCCUCGACGGCGGCGCGGCGCGGCGCGCUCUCCCUCCGCCCCGCCCGCGCUCUCCCCGCGCUGAGUCUCGGCCUCGGCGGCCGCCGCGGCGCCGUCGUCGUCCGCGCCGCCGCGGCGGAGGGGGCCGUGGAGCUGCAGGCCAAGGUGACCAGCAAGUGCUUCUUCGACGUGGAGGUCGGCGGGGAGCCCGCGGGCCGCAUCGUCAUCGGGCUCUUCGGGGAGGUCGUCCCCGCGACAGCGGAAAACUUCCGUGCCCUCUGCACUGGUGAGAAAGGUUACGGCUACAAGGGCUGCUCCUUCCACCGGAUCAUCAAGGACUUCAUGAUCCAGGGUGGCGACUUCCAGGAGAACAAUGGUACUGGUGGCAGAAGUAUUUAUGGUGAAUGCUUUGACGAUGAAAAUUUUACAUUGAAGCAUGUUGGCCCUGGUGUACUAAGCAUGGCAAAUGCUGGUCCUGACACAAACGGAAGUCAGUUUUUCAUUUGCACUGUGAAGACGCCGUGGUUGGACAACCGUCACGUCGUGUUUGGACAUGUCCUGGAGGGGAUGGACGUGGUGAAGCAGCUUGAAUCUCAAGAAACCAGCAGGGCUGAUACUCCCAAGCAACCCUGCCGAAUCGUGAAUUGUGGUGAGUUGCCCUUGGAUGGCUGAGUUCCCGAGUAAAGUCAAUAGGUCAGUUUUGGCAGUUAAACUGACAAAUCCUCCUUUUCUUCUGCGGAAAACUUGAGCCUUUUGAUAGAGGGGUCCUUGAUUUCUGUUCAACUAGUCAACUUUAGGACACUCUUGAGGUCUUUUUUUUUGCGAGCAAUAAAUAUUUGUUUGGUGCAAAAAUAGAGCAAUAUAGGAUGAAAUGACACGGUGCUAUGUUCUUAUUUUUAGCGAUGAGUUUCAACAUGA
Molecule: messenger RNA, 1016 nt
Organism: Panicum hallii
Lineage: Eukaryota; Viridiplantae; Streptophyta; Magnoliopsida; Poales; Poaceae
Product: peptidyl-prolyl cis-trans isomerase A1
Exons: 6
Coding region: 51-770 (239 amino acids)
Biological process (GO): protein peptidyl-prolyl isomerization; protein folding
Molecular function (GO): peptidyl-prolyl cis-trans isomerase activity
Source: RefSeq, a predicted model, not a curated record